This is a messenger RNA of Papaver somniferum (opium poppy), 1971 nucleotides long. RefSeq lists its product as uncharacterized. Gene Ontology annotation, molecular function: nucleic acid binding; RNA-DNA hybrid ribonuclease activity. The record is from RefSeq and is a predicted model, not a curated record. Bases 1 to 1971 code for a protein of 656 amino acids. The transcript is spliced from 4 exons. Lineage: Eukaryota; Viridiplantae; Streptophyta; Magnoliopsida; Ranunculales; Papaveraceae.
AUGGGUAUCUGGCAUGAUUCCAAAGAAGAAAUUGAGAGUACACUUUUACAACAUUUUUCCAGCAUUUCGGGAACUACAAAUCCAGUUACUGAUGCAAACAUUUUAUUUCAGUUUCAGACUUGUGUUACAGAUGAAGAUAAUGAAGCUCUUCUCUGCAUUCCUUCAGAACAAGAAAUUAAAGAUGCAGUUUUCCAGAUUAAACCUUGGGCUUCACCAGGAGCAGAUGGAUUUCAAGCAUCUUUUUACCAACAAUGCUGGUCAACAGUUAGUAAAGAGCUUGGUUUUCAUCAGGACUGGGUUAAACUUGUACAACAAUGUGUUACUACAACAAGCAUUGCUCUCCUCAUCAAUGGUAGCCCAUCUGCUUCCUUUACUCCUUCGCGUGGAAUUCGACAAGGUGAUCUGUUGUCACCUUAUUUAUUUCUCAUAAUCAUGGAAGGUUUUUCAAGAAUAAUUCAAUCUCAAAUCUUACAAGGUAACUUGAACGGAAUUAUUGUUGGGAAACAUGGCCUACAGGUGAGUCACUUAUUUUUCGCUGAUGAGUGCCUUUUAUUCCUUGAAGCUUCUCCAAAAUAUCUUCACAAUCUUCAACAAAUUCUUGAUCAGUUUAGUAAAGCUUCUGGGCAAGUAGUUAAUUUACAGAUAUCUACUAUUUUCUUCAGCAAAAAUGUCCCCCCUUCCCUCAGAAAUCAGUUUACUAACAUUCUUCACAUAAAAAUUAUGGGUCUAGGCGAAAAGUAUCUAGGUAUACCUCUACUGCUGCAUAGAUCAAGAAAAAAAAAUUGUUGGCCAAUUUUGGAGCAUAUGUCUGCGCGAUUACAAGGAUGGAGUAGUAAAAUUAUCAACCAAGCUGGUAAGACUACUCAGCUGAACUCUGUUCUUAUUACAAUGAGUAUGUACCAUAUGAAAGUUUUAAAACUACCUGAUACAACUAUUCAUCACAUGGAACAACUUCAUCGAAAUUAUUGGUGGAACAGUUCCUCAAAUCAUAGGAAAAAACAUUUCAUAUCUUGGGAAAAGAUGAAUUUUCCUAAGAGAUUAGGAGGUUUAGGACUCAAACAACUUCGUCACUAUAAUUCUGCCAUGUUAGCUAAACUAUCUUGGAAUAUCAUUCAUAGUCCAGAUGAUCACUAUGUGCAACUUUUGAAGUCAAAGUACUUUCCUUAUCAUGAUAUUAAGUGUGAGCCACCACCUAACAUUAAAAAUUCUAGCUGGAUUUGGCAGAGUAUAGUUCAUGGUUUACAGAUUGUUCAUCACUUUGGAAAAUGUGGGUCUCUCAGCUCAUUAACUCAGACACAGAAUAAUGGAAUGUCAGCCUCCUACAUCAGCUAUUUACACCCAUCCAGAUGUAAAGUAGUUUUUCAACAUGAAACAGUCAAUCCUAACUUUAUUUUACAUCCUCUGUUUAAUUACUUGGCUGGUAUUUCUCAUACUUCACAUACAUUUCAUACAUCUCAUAAUACAAAUUCUGUAGAUCAUUCCCAUUGGACAUCACCACCACCAGAUAUGUUAAAAACCAAUGUGGAUGCCUCUUUUUAUAAAGCUUAUUACUUAGCUGGUAUUGCUAUGUUAACAAGAAAUUCUACAAGAUCCUAUGUUGCAGGAAAAGGAGUUCUUCGAAGAGUAGCUACUGUUCAUCAGGCGGAAAGUUGGUCUCUGUUAGAGGCUACGCAAUGGGCUGAGCAACAACAAUGGAAAAAUGUGAUCUUUGAAUUUGACUGUAAAAACUUAGUGAACACUGUCAAUAUGGGUAUACAUCCUCCCUGGCAAUCCUCUCCUUUGUUAUAUAAAUGUGUGCAACUAUGUAAUAAAUAUAACAACUGGUCUUGUAGAUAUGUUUCAAGAGUUUGUAAUAAGACGACAGAUUGUCUAGCCAAAUUUUUCCGUAAGUAUUGUAGUACUGGAGAGUUGUGGCAAGUUCCACCAGCUACUCUAAAUGUAAACUUGGCUUAUGAUGUAUCUUUCCUUUGA